Solanum pennellii is the source of this 1579-nucleotide messenger RNA. RefSeq lists its product as uncharacterized. Bases 395 to 1168 code for a protein of 257 amino acids. NCBI's taxonomy places the organism in Eukaryota, Viridiplantae, Streptophyta, Magnoliopsida, Solanales, Solanaceae. The transcript is spliced from 5 exons. The record is from RefSeq and is a predicted model, not a curated record.
AGUACAUAAAUCAUCCUUGUCUAUGAUAUGUCAAUCAACGCAUUUUUGCUCGAAAAUUACACUAAAUAAUUAAGUAUCUUAAAUUCUGACCCCGCCGUCAAUUCCAAACACUCUUCCCCUCCCUCAUCAAUGGAGAAAAAAAGGUGAGUUUUCAAACUUAUAUUUUACUUGACCUAUAUAGCUAUAUUUAUUCCCUAGGCCAUGAUACUAUUAUCAAAUGUUCCAAUCUUGCAAUGGUUGAAACCUUAAUGAACAUGUUAUUCUUUAUUCUCUCAUAUAUGUGAAACUCAUGUUAUGAAAAAAGUAUUAUAGGUGUUACCUUCUCAAAAGAAAAAGUGUUAGUAAAUAUAUAGCCAAAUUAUUUCACAUUCAAACACAUUUAAUUUUCUUGAAAAUGAGUUCACUAAAUAUUUUCCCUUCUACCUUGAUAUCUAAUAAAAAAUUCCCAAUAAUUUUCCAAGAAAAAAACUCCCAAUUUUCUCUUCAUCAAAAAAAGAAUUUACAACUUCAUCAUGACCAAAAAUAUGUUUCUAAUUUUAUUCAAUUAAACCAAGUUUCAUCCAAAAGAAAUUGCUUAUUAUAUCCUUUGAAAUGUAAUAAAUCAGAUAAUUCAGAAAAUAAUAAUCCAGAAGAAGAUCCAAAAGCUAUGGAAACAGUACAAAAACUCUAUAAAGCACUUAAAAAUAAAAAUCUUAUUGAAUUGUCUGAUAUAAUUGGAGAAGAAUGUAGAUGCAUUAGCAAUGUUGCCUCAUCCUUACAAACUUUCUAUGGCAAGGAGCAAGUAAUUGAUUUCUUCAAAUCAAUCAUAAAACUCCUUGGGAAUGAUAAUUUUGAGUUUGUUUUCAAACCUACUACACAUGAUGGAACACAUGUUGGGGUUGCUUGGAAACUAGAAUGCAGUGACACUCAUAUUCCUAUUGUGAAAGGUUUUGGAUUCUAUCAUUGCCAUUAUUACAAGGGUCGUAUGAUGCUAAGGAACGUGGAGAUGAUCAUGGAGCCCCUCCUUCAAAUUGAGCCACUUAGAUUGAAAAUAUCAUCCUUCCUUUUGAGAGCAAUUCAAAAGAUGACUCCAAAUAUUUUGAAGGGAAAGAUGAAAGAGGCUAUGAAAAUCUUGUUUAUGAUUCUACUAUUUGUAGCCUUGCUGUAUUUGAUUAAGAACUUCAUGUAAUUCACUAGUAUUUUUCUUUUUUGAUCCAUGACAAAUAUGAAUUUUCAGACCUCACUUGUGGAAUUAUACUAGAUAUGUUGUUGUAGCGAUUCUGAGUUGCUUCUUAUGUGAUGAAUCUUCAUAGAUGGUAGAAAUUUUUGGUGCCAUCUAUGAAGACUAUCACAGAACGAGCAACUCAAAAUCGAUAUGCUAUAUAAAAGCAUUAGGAAAGAGACAUAACAAUGAUGUUUAUAAUGUCACACCUCUGUAACUAGUCAUAGGAGAUCAUUUCCACAACGAGGGCAACGAAAGGACUAAGAAAACAGAAAUUUUAUAUCAACGACGAAAGAGAAAUAUACUCUCCAAUGUAUAUUGUAGACCAGACAUGACUUUUUGUCCACCUCUAUUAAGUUGGCAAACUAUAUGUGUUUA